Messenger RNA from Mus pahari (shrew mouse), 1945 nucleotides. It is a transcript of the gene Hes6, whose product is annotated as hes family bHLH transcription factor 6. The record is from RefSeq and is a predicted model, not a curated record. NCBI's taxonomy places the organism in Eukaryota, Metazoa, Chordata, Mammalia, Rodentia, Muridae. Gene Ontology annotation, cellular component: nucleus. The coding region runs from base 704 to 1378 and encodes 224 amino acids. Gene Ontology annotation, molecular function: DNA-binding transcription factor activity, RNA polymerase II-specific; RNA polymerase II cis-regulatory region sequence-specific DNA binding; protein dimerization activity. Gene Ontology annotation, biological process: regulation of transcription by RNA polymerase II; regulation of neurogenesis; anterior/posterior pattern specification. The transcript is spliced from 4 exons.
GGAGUAAGGUUAUAGGUGUCCUAAUGGGUACAAAAAGACACACAGGGGUCCUGCUCCUGCUGCUAAAUUGGCUCGUACUUUCCCUGGACUUUGCACUCUCGCCACUGGUGACCCGAAGCCCCUUCCAGGUCCCGAGGUCACGGACUUGACUUUGGCACUGCCCUGUCUGAAGUCAGCCCUGGGACUGGAGCGCUAUUCCCGAAUAGCAAGGGAAGCAAAUGCCCUGUACCAAUGGAUGGGUGAAGGGGUGGGUGGAAGGGAGGAACGGAUAGAUAUACGGACCGAAGAAUGUAUAGCCAAGCCCAGGCUUACAGACAGACAGAUCUGGCCUCAUAACUCAGCGGAGGGAAGCACAAGCACACCAGCAAGAGAGAAGCCGGAGGUCACUGCCCAGGAGUCCAGCCCUGCCUAAGUGGCAGGAGGUCCGGCUGUGGGCUCCGCCCCGCCAGCUGCCAGAGACCGGCGGGGCCUGACAAAGCGCGCCGCUCUCAUUGGCUGCAGGCUGCCUCACGGCUGGCCGCUCCGACCACGCACAGCCAAUCGGUGCAUUGACAUGUAAAUAAGUUGUUAUAAAAGGGGCGGGGCCCCGGGGGCCGGAAGACUCGGGAGAGCUAGUGGGGGCCUCCUAGCUGUGACCCACCUCGCCGAGUGGUUUGCACUGGGGCGCCGGGCGCCGGGCUCCGGGCUCCGGGCGCUGUAGACCAUGGCUCCGUCCCAGGCGCCCAGCCGGGACCGUGCAGGCCAGGAGGAUGAGGACCGCUGGGAAGCACGAGGGGACCGAAAGGCCCGGAAGCCCCUGGUGGAGAAGAAGCGACGCGCGCGGAUCAACGAGAGUCUUCAAGAGCUGCGGCUGCUGCUGGCCGGCACCGAGGUGCAGGCCAAGCUAGAGAACGCCGAGGUUCUGGAGCUGACCGUGAGGCGCGUGCAGGGCGCGCUGCGAGGCCGGGCGCGCGAGCGGGAGCAGCUGCAGGCUGAAGCAAGCGAGCGCUUCGCUGCUGGCUACAUCCAGUGCAUGCAUGAGGUGCACACGUUCGUGUCCACGUGCCAAGCCAUCGAUGCCACUGUCUCAGCCGAACUCCUGAACCACCUGCUAGAAUCCAUGCCGCUGCGCGAGAGUAGCGGCUUUCGGGAUCUGCUGGGGGACUCCCUAGCUGCUCUGCCUGGAGGCUCUGGGAGGAGCAGCUGGCCUCCAGGAGGGUCCCCUGAGUCCCCAUUGUCCAGCCCCCCAGGUCCCGGGGACGACCUGUGUUCUGACCUAGAGGAGAUCCCGGAGGCUGAACUAAACCGGGUGCCUACUGAGGGGCCAGAUUUGGUGCCUACAUCCUUAGGCAGCCUGACCGCAGCUCGCCGGGCCCAGAGUGUGUGGAGGCCUUGGUGACCAACACUUACCAGGGACCUGUGAAUGGUGGCUGCCAUCCUUAAGUUUGCUUCCUCCCUGGGUAUCAGAGGAGGUGGAGACAGCCCAAGAUGCUCCCCAGGUAUGCCCUCCCCACUCUCCAACGGAUGACUUGAAUGGCAACCCUGAUGACCAGCCCCUGCAGGUCCCUAGCACUAUUUUUUGAGGGAAUCGAUUUCGUGGAUCCUAGAGCUCUGGAUGGGGGUCGGGGGUGGGGUGGGGGAACACUACAGAAAGACGGGAGACUCUUGGAGAGCGGCCAGGGCUCCCUCAUGUUCACCUCUCCCUGCCUUUUGGGCAUUCUGGGGGAUCUAGGGCAGAAGUGGCCAAUCUUGAGACUGAGCAUUAGAGUCCUGGGCAGGGACACACAAGCCACAGCAAUCCUGGCCUGAAUAGAAGUUCAGAUUUGCUACUUUGGCUACAAGACCAGGGGAGGCGGCCAUAUUCUGCAGUCACUGAAGCUGCUCCCCGUUUGUAACACAGUUGCGCGUGUGAGUUUGGUUGCCAGUCUGAUGCUCCAACGGAAUUAAAUAAAGAACUUUGGAGUUA